CUUGCUGUGCUGGAAUGUGGCGGCGGCGACGCGGGCGGCGGCGGCCCAGGUGCUGAUCCCCGGCUGCUCCCCGCUCCUGACAUCCAGCGCUGGCAGCGGCGGGGCGGUUCCCGCUCCGGAGGGCCCCGCAGCCAUGUCCACCUUCCGCCAGGAGAGCGUGGAGGACUUCUAUGAGAUGGGAGAGGAGCUGGGCAGCGGGCAGUUCGCCAUCGUCAGGAAGUGCCGGGAGAGGAAGACGGGGCUGGAGUACGCGGCCAAGUUCAUCAAGAAGCGGCGGCUGUCGUCGAGCCGCAGGGGCGUGAGCCGCGAGGAGAUCGAGCGCGAGGUGGACAUCCUGCGCGAGAUCCAGCACCCCAACAUCAUCACCCUGCACGACAUCUUCGAGAACAAGACCGACGUGGUGCUCAUCCUGGAGCUGGUGUCCGGCGGGGAGCUCUUCGACUUCCUGGCCGAGAAGGAGUCGCUGACGGAGGAGGAGGCAACGCAGUUCCUCAAGCAGAUCCUGGACGGGGUGCACUACCUGCACUCCAAGCGCAUCGCCCACUUCGACCUGAAGCCAGAGAACAUCAUGCUGCUGGACAAGAACGUGCCGAACCCUCGCAUCAAACUCAUCGACUUCGGGAUCGCCCACAAGAUCGAGGCUGGGAAUGAGUUCAAGAAUAUCUUUGGGACCCCAGAGUUUGUAGCCCCAGAAAUUGUGAACUACGAGCCCCUGGGGCUGGAGGCCGACAUGUGGAGCAUCGGGGUCAUCACCUACAUCCUGCUGAGCGGAGCCUCCCCGUUCCUGGGGGAGACGAAGCAGGAGACGCUGACCAACAUCUCCGCUGUCAACUACGACUUCGAUGAGGAAUAUUUCAGCAACACCAGUGAGCUGGCCAAGGACUUCAUCCGCCGCCUGCUGGUCAAGGACCCCAAGAAGCGAAUGACCAUCGCCCAGAGCCUGGAGCACCCUUGGAUUAAGGUGAUCAAGAGGAGGAACGUCCGCAACGAGGACAGCUGCAAGAAGCCCGAACGGCGCCGGCUGAAGACCACGCGCCUGAAGGAGUACACCAUCAAAUCCCACUCCAGCAUGCCCCCCAACAACACCUACAUCAACUUCGAGCGCUUCUCCAAGGUCAUGGAGGAGGUGGCCGCGGCCGAGGAGAGCCUCCGAGAGCUGGAGAGGAACAAGAAGUCCUUCCAGGAGGACAUCGAGGCGCUGCUGUCCAUCUACGAGGAGAAGGAGUCGUGGUACAAAGAGGAGAACGAGAGCAUCAGCCAGGACCUGCGGCAGAUCCGGCAGGAGCUGCAGAAGACGGAGGCGCUGAAGAAGCAGGCGCAGGAGGAGACCAGGAGCGUGGUGCAGGCGGCCAACGGGCUCAAGCGGCGCUACCGCAAGCUGGAGAACCACUACGAGGCCCUGGCCAAGCAGGUGGCCUCGGAGAUGAAGUUUGUGCAGGAGCUGGUGUGGUCCAUCGAGCGCGAGAAGCUGCAGAGCAGCGAGGGUGACGGCAGCAUCCGCUAACCCUGCUCACCCCCGGGGGCUCUGGUGUCCCUGCUCCUCCCCGGGGGCUCUGGUGUCC
This is a messenger RNA of Agelaius phoeniceus (red-winged blackbird), 1562 nucleotides long. RefSeq names its product death associated protein kinase 3 (gene DAPK3). NCBI's taxonomy places the organism in Eukaryota, Metazoa, Chordata, Aves, Passeriformes, Icteridae. Gene Ontology annotation, cellular component: cytoplasm; nucleus. Gene Ontology annotation, molecular function: protein serine/threonine kinase activity; ATP binding. Gene Ontology annotation, biological process: protein phosphorylation; intracellular signal transduction; positive regulation of apoptotic process. The record is from RefSeq and is a predicted model, not a curated record.